AUGGACUCUCAGGACGGAAUUACCGUCCGCCCUAUGAGGCUUAAGGUCUUAUACACCUUUGAUAACGAGAACAAAACCAACUGCCUUGCUCGCUGGCCCCAUGUGCUAGAAAUCCAAACUGCUUAUUUGGAUGAAAACACCCCAGUCGGGGUGAUUGAGCUGAAGACAUGUAUCCAAGCAAUUGUUUCAGCAAGUCCUGAAUUAGUGGCACAAUUAGGAAAGGACUACACAGUGUACGCCUACGACUACUCGGAAUAUGAAACCCCCCUCGUCGGCCAAGGAAUGCUCUCGUGGGUUCUGGCUUCUUCUUCACCGACACCGGAAGCGCCCGCUCACCAAUCGAAGACAAUGGUCACAGGUCGUGUGUGUAAAGCCCCGUUGGGUCUGUUUUCUAAGGGCGCUGGCGCCCAAGAGACCCUUGAAGUCAAACUCCGAUUGGUUCCCGUUCCGAACAUCAUGCAAAGCCAAUAUCUCGACAGCAUGCAAAAAUACCGAGAGCUCAGCAAUGUGAUCCCACACGACUUCGACGCACAGUCAUGGACGGCUUUCAUGCGUCAAAAUCCCUCACUCAUGGAAGCCGCUCGAAAUCAAUCACAAGACCGAGCAAGCGCCGUGUCCCCAAUGAGUGGAUCCGGCAUUGGACGAUUCCACCAAAUUCUUAGUGACGGUGCCACCCCUCGCGAGUUUUCCGGAUAUGAACGGAAUGAUUCAGUGCGUUCGGUUUCCCCUACGCACUCAUACGGUGCUCCCAGCAGAGUAUCCACACCCGGAGGAGUCCGGACUUCCACUUAUCAACCACAACCGCAACAUCAAUCAAGACCACCUUACAACCAAAGCAGCGAUAUGAUCCGACCUUCUUCGAGUGCUUCUAUGCGCGACAAUGAUUACCAGGUACCACAGUCUCUCUCCAGGAGAGAUUCUAUCCAGUCUGGCUAUGCCAGUGGGGGUGAGGAUAUAGACCCGCAACCACGGAAGAGGGCCAAGCUGUAUCAAGCAGGGUGGCCAGGGAAGUCCGAUAUGAACAUUGAGAGACAGCCCAGCUCGCUUCGAGUAGCAGCUAGUACAGCAGCUUCGGUUCGGAUUCAUCGCCCGACUCCCGUCAACCCUGCUAUCGCAGCGGAACAGUCCAUCAACGAGCCCGUUCGCCCACCAACUCCAAUCAUGCGCCCCGGAGAUGGAUCUCGCCGCCGUCGGCCUGCAUCGAGUAUGUUGCGAGAGUCCUCUGUUCUCAGCUCUUAUGCAUCGCCAUAUUUCAAUAGUGAUGACAUCGGCACAGACUUCACAAGUCACUCUCCAGAUGAUUCUCGUUACCAAGGACUUUUCGAGCCUCCAUUUAACAUGCCUUCCUCUCCUCCUAUCAUGGAUACACGAGCUGCAUCUAAAUCUAGCCCGGUGCUGCCUCCAAUCACAUUGGACACCGACUCAGGUUUCAUGAGUGGUGGCAUGGAAGAGAAUUUGGAAGAUGAGGUGGCUACUCCUGUCGAGGAUGGGCAAAGGGCUGAGUCACACGGCCCCAUCGAAGGAAAUCACUCUCUUUCUGUUCGUUCUACAGUUCAGCCAAACUCCCCAGUGGGUAGAACUGGCACGGUUGGUCAAUCCAAUGACUUCAUGCCAAUGAGUGAUCCUCCCACGUUUCCGCCUAGAAAGCCCAAGGUACAAUCACGUCCAGCCUCAGCCGCUGGGUCCCGACCAAGCUCGGGGAAUGGCGUGCGUUUGGCACCCAAAAUACAAACACCCAACCCUUGCAGCGAAAUCUCUCAAAAUAGGAGCAGCGUUCCUCCCAGUGACCCUAUUGUUACCCCCAAUCCACCCCCUCAGCACGCUAUAACAUGGACCGGGCCAGUUACUGGUUUCGAUCAUGAUGGAAAGUCAGUCUCGGUACCCGUACCGCAAGCUGAGAACCCCGAGAAACCUAAGAAACCCGAGAACCUCAAGCCCCGUGGCCUAAACAGGAGGGUAACCCAGAUCCAACAGAACCUGGAUGAGGCCAUAAAAUCUGGCAAAAUCCCUCCUUUCUGUGAGAACUGUGGCAGCAUUGAAACUCCUACUUGGCGGCGGGCGUGGUCGAGAGAUAUUAUGGGUGGGGAGGGUCUUGCCAAACAGAUGAUGAUGCAAGUCAGCGGUUCGUUGUUCUAUAUGCCCCUGGAACGCGAUGCUUCAAAGGCAAUCACCAAUUUCAAGUUCUACAAGAAGACUCUACUUGUUGCCGACGACGAUUCAUGGGUUCAGGUGUUGCUUUGUAACCCUUGUGGUCUGUGGCUCCAUAAGAUGAAAACAAUGCGUCCCGAAAAUAAAUGGAACAAGUCUGCCUCCGACGGCAACAAAAAGCGUCCUAUUAGAAACCGCAGAUCUGGUGGCCCAUUAUCGGUUCCUUCAGCCAGGACUCGCAGCAUGGUCGCAUCAAGCGUUACUGCAGCCUCUUCUCCAGCUCCCACUGAGGCCUCCUCCAUUCAGCCCGACGAAGGUGCCACCCCUCAACUUGAUGAUAGUCAAGAUCAGGACCAGGGUCAGGACGAGGAAGGCGAGAACUACCCCAACAAGCGUCGCCGGGCUAACAGUGUUGAGCCCCGGCGGUCAACCGAGAGCUCAUAUGCUCGCUGGGAGCAUGAUGACGCUGUGGAAGCUCUUCGUCGUGCGAUCCAGUCUAGUCCGGCAAGAAAUAUGAAAGUCCGACCCCAAACUGAAAGAGCUCCAUCUUUGGAUGAGACAAACACCACUCCUAAACCCUUGCGCCGCGCCUUGUUUGCCUCAUCCCAUAACGAAAAAUCCUUGAAGGAAUUAGGUCCUUCCCUGCUGAACGGCGGUUCCCCUAGGCGAAGCCCCAAGACUGCUUCGCAUGAGCACAAGCAGCCUCGGGACAAGGAGAAUAUUGCGCCCACGCCUAAUAAUGACCUGAACGAUCUUUUCGAGAGCCCCUCUGUGGACCUUAACCUUCUUACCAGUCCAACUCCACGUCGACCCCAUGCUCGAUUCAAUAUGCAUGAGCGACGACUCUCCUUGCCUUCCAAUUCGCCAAAUAGCACCCGGCACAAGGAUGUUGGAAAAACUCCUUCCCCAACUCGUCUCACGGCGGAGCGACUGCAGCACAUCCAAGAUGGCCAGGACUCGCCCCGUACCACCCCUCGUCAAAACCGAUCCCCCAAUAAGCAGAGAUCGCCUAAUAAACAUGAUUUUUCUACCUUGUUGAGUCAGAGCCUGCACACUGCAUCAUUGCAGCCUUUCGACAGCAUUAUUCUCGACAUUCUUGAUGAUACCCCCGUUCAGCCUGACUUCUUCCAGAUCGGAGAGGGCUCAAAGGGCGAAAGCCACAAUUGGGCAGAUUGGCUUCCCGAGGCCUACGUCUCUCCUACUGCAUCCGAAGAAAACCUCCAAGGUUCCGAAGACUUCAUUAAUUCUCUUCUCUCCGGUCCCACUGCCCUGAAGGAGAACCUCCACGACAAACAGUUCAAUCCUUUCAACUUCGAUGUUGAACUUCCUGACUCUGGAUUCUUCAGCUCUGAUGCUCAACAGACAGAUCCUCUGGGUUCCUCCAAUGUUCAGUCUUCCAAAGAGAAGUCCAAUGAACAACCUGCAACCUCUCCCGCUGCAUGA
Molecule: messenger RNA, 3591 nt
Organism: Penicillium verhagenii
Lineage: Eukaryota; Fungi; Ascomycota; Eurotiomycetes; Eurotiales; Aspergillaceae
Product: putative GATA transcription factor (Ams2)
Exons: 3
Coding region: 1-3591 (1196 amino acids)
Biological process (GO): rDNA heterochromatin formation; regulation of transcription by RNA polymerase II; silent mating-type cassette heterochromatin formation
Molecular function (GO): sequence-specific DNA binding; zinc ion binding
Source: RefSeq, a predicted model, not a curated record